Molecule: messenger RNA, 3240 nt
Organism: Mya arenaria
Lineage: Eukaryota; Metazoa; Mollusca; Bivalvia; Myida; Myidae
Product: centrosomal protein of 57 kDa-like
Exons: 9
Coding region: 520-2211 (563 amino acids)
Cellular component (GO): centrosome
Molecular function (GO): microtubule binding; identical protein binding; gamma-tubulin binding
Source: RefSeq, a predicted model, not a curated record
AUUACAACUCAUUCCUUGUAGUCAAUGAAGGAAAGAAAAUUUAAAAGUUACAAAAAGUGAUUUGAAUAUUUUAGUUUCGUGAAAAACAUGUAAGAGUAAAUGUUUCGGAUCUUAGUUUGAUUUACAAUAUCCUUCGUAUUAAGAAAGUUUGAUUGUGAUAUUAGUAAUUGGUCUUUUGUUAAUGAAAUAUAGAACUGGAAAAUGUCAUGCAUAGUUUGUGUUAUAAACCCUGGGCAAUGUACAAUGGGUUAUUUACUUAAUAUAGAAUUUUAUUCAUAAAUUAUGAAUAUACCAAAUAUAGAGGUUUUUGAAAAUUUAAUAUUGUCAAAUAAUUGCUUUCAUAGUAAGCAAAGAGAAAUACUUGUAAGAUCUGACGAAAAAAUCAGUUUGUAGAGGGAUCAGUCAGAGUUUAUCAUAAAUUAAAGCUUACAACACCACCAACUGCAAGAAGGGGUUUACUAAUGACAUCCCAGUGAUAAUGAGCUGAGGCCUGCUGGAGUUUUUGUAACAAAAAUCACAAUGUUGAUGUGUGACAGUUCAGAUGAUGAGUCUGUGAGUGUUGAUUCUGAACUUGAAAGGAGUAGGAGUAAUUCUUUAAAUAGCAGCCAAUCAGAUGAUAGCUCUUCUGGCUGUGAGGAAUAUGUUGUGACUUUACGUCCUUGUAUUGAUGGAAAGAACUACACGACAUUGCUGAUGGGCAAAUCUCCUCGCAGAAACCAUAACGAUACAGAAGAAUCAACCAUGUACCUCGACUACCCUCCCACUAAACCGUUCAUCAACGAUGACUAUGAGCGUCCACCCUACAAGCCAGUCAGCUCAUACCCAGAGGGCAACAGAAAAGCUGUGAUCUCGGCACUUCGGAACCUUCAAGGCCGUAUCCACCAACUUGAGGUGGAGCGGUCGGCUGCGGAAGACAACCUCAAGCACCUUGCGACCGAGACCAACCGGUACCGGGACAUCUUCCAACGUGAAGCCGAGCAAAAGAAACCCGCACAAACCUCCAUCUCAAAACAUAACCAGGAGCUAGAGUCUCAGUUGUCGGCAGCAGAAAUGCGAUGUAAUCUGUUGGAGAAACAGCUUGACCACAUGAAAGACAUGGUUACCACAUCAGAAAGGAACCGAUACGAUAGCAUACUGAAGCCUUCAGAAGGAGAGAAACAGAUUGAAACGACGGGUGAACACUCUUCAAGCUUCCAGGGCAACCUGAGGAAAAUCGCUGAACUGGAACGCGACCACAUGAAACUAACAGCCAAUCAGACGCUUGCAGAGAGCAAGAUCCGGGAGCUCGAGGAUCGACUCGGCGAGGAGCGGAACCACCGACGCCUCAUUGUGGAGAAGGCUGCACAGAUUGAGUCAGUACAGAAAGCCAACCAGUUGUUACACGACGGGGAAGAUCUGGCGGAAUACAAGGCCCCAGUGAAGACAAAACGGCUUGUGAAGAAAAAGAAGAAAGUUGUCAGCAAGAAAACAGCCCCAUGUCAUUCCAGUCACAAAUCAGAGCCCGCAAAACACUACAGGCUCAACCUGGCUGAUAUUCCAUUUGUAGCUGGCAAGAACACAGGCCCAAGCCAUGCUGUGGGUGCGAAUGUACAGCGGGUAUUCGCGAUGAUGAAGAGCCACAACACGGCACUGUGUUCGCAUACGUCCCACCCUGCAGGUUCUUGCGGGUCAUCAACCCCCGCAUCAUCAGAAUCAUCCUCCCCGUCGACAGAGCAAGACCUCGCUGAAAUACUCCUGCAGCUCCAGGACGAGUUUCAUCAGAUGAGUUUUGAGCACCAGGAGCUGUCGAAGGAGAUCUUGGACACGAGUGAUCGUCGAGUGAGAGAGGAUAUGGAGCGUGAACUAGAUGCCCUUGUCUCACGCAUGGAGUCCAAGUCAUGCCAGAUAGCCAAGAUACGAAAACACCAGGAAAAGAUGAAUAAUAAGAAAAAGCGAAAGUCAAGGAAGGUGAGUGAUGCAAGUGAAGAAGUGACAACCCCCCGUGCACGGUCCGCCCACUCAUGUACACGUGCUUCCACAGCAACACGUGCAUCGCCCUCGCAUCGAUAUAGCGGAGAAGUUGAGGUGACAACAACCAUAAAACCUCGUGGAACGGGCACUGGGAUUGUGCAGAUACGACCCUCAAGCGCACGUGAUAUAUCACUCAAUGUGUUGAAGGACAUGAGAAAAUUGCAAUCAACGUUGAGAAAAGACGAUUUAUGUUGGAAAUAGUGGUGUAUUACUCAAAUUAAGGUCUUGAAUAAAUAAAAUUUAAUUUCUGAAAUCUUGAAAGUAAUAAAAAUAAAUCUUUGCAAUAAAAGUUCUUUAACAUGUGCAGCAUCAUCUCAGAGUUAAAAGAUGUGCAAGAUUAAACAAUUGGCCUAACAUGUCUGUACAAUCAGUUGCAGGGCUUGAUAUUACAUUGUACUCAAUCUCAUCUUUCUCAUUGUAUAGUGUAAUACUGUAGGUUAUCACUUUUCAUUUAAUCAGAUUUAUAUUUCCACAUUCCAAGGCCAGCAUUAUACUAGUACUUUAUCUUUAUAUAGGAAAUUGAAGUCAAUUAGGUUUUGUUUUUCCAACUUGUUACAGCUAUUCUUAUUGGUUGACCUGUUUUGUCUUUUUAUCUGAAGGCCAUUCUGCGUAUGGUCAACUGAUGGAACGAGUGAUAAAGCAUUCAAGAUAAAAAAAAUAAUUCUCAGGAUGAGUUCUUGCCGCAGAUUUUCCGCCAGUGACUCCAAAUGACUCCUGUUUGAAUUUCAAUGCUCGGACGACUCAACCUUGUUUAAAUUCUGUUGUAAUUAACUUAACAGAAUGAGCCUCUCUUCGCUUUCUCACAGUAGUUUGACAAAUAGAGAAAUCAGAUACUUUAGAAAGCAUCCAAAUUAUUAUUGGUAUGGGUAAACAUCACCCCAACAUUACCAGGUAUAGUACUAUAAGAAUAUUUUUCAAGAAUUGAAACAAACUAUGUGGAUAUGAGAAUGAAAUAUUGUACACUGUCAUAGAGGACACUUCAUCGUGCAGCUUCUGUUUUGCACUAAACUGUGAUAUGUAGAUUAGUUUUAACUUGUUUUGUGGUCUCUGGAUGUGUUUUUAUUUCAUUUAGCGGUCUUUUCUGAGCUAAAUAUUAGUUCAGGGAGGCCUUUCUUUAAUAAAAAAUAAUUGGCCAUCUAUAAUGAUUUUUAUCUGAAAUCAGUUCUUAACUGAUUUUAUUUAUGUAUUUAAAUGCGCACAAUCAUGUAUGAAAUAAAAAUUUAAACCAUA